UUAAUGAAUAACACUUUGAAAUUGCCCGUCCCAAGAAAGGCACAACAACUCUGCAAAGACGUUUGUUAUAAUUUAUUAAUUUACAAAUUGUGAAAUAUAGUAAUAAAAUAAAAAAUUGUGCUGUUCAAAGGUCAACAGUAGAGACACAGUAUGGUAGAUCCUAAUCGUAAAAUAAAUCGCUUGACCGACAGUGACUUGGAAUUCUUGGAGGAAUGUGAGCGUGAAUUCGGAUUACGAUACUCUGAAGAAGACGCUGAAUUUAUGGAGCAUUGCUCCAAACCAUUGCCUGAUCCACCUAUUGUAGAGAACUGGUCGUCUGGUGGCGAUGGGGGUCGUAACCACAAUCAGCAUCGGGGUGGCAAUCGCAAUCAAAGGGGAUGGCGAGGAGGCCCAGGUGGUGGUGGGGGCGGCAAUAAUCGCAAUUAUAGACACAGAAGAGGUGGCCGUGGAGGUGGAAAUCGAUUCCAAAAUGGCUAUGAAUCCAGAGGUAGUUCACAACAUAAUUAUCGCCGAGAGAGAGAUCCCUAUCCAACACAACCUCCAAUGAAUGUAAGGAGAGACUAUGGGAAUUUUGUGGCGGCAUCAAAAGAUUGAAUGGAAACACUAGUUUAGCAAUCACACAAUAGUAAAAUUAUAAAUAAUGCGAACAUUUUUAUAAAACAAUAACUCUAUUAAAACAAGACAAAACAAUAAUAACUCUAUUAAAACAAGAUUUAUGUAUGUAACAUUUCAACCCAAACAAAUAGGGUUUUUUUUAACUAAAUGUAAAAAUUUCUAUAUUUGCUAAAUUUGCUUUUUUGUCAAAAGAACUCUUAGACAUGGACUAUAUUGUAAAAAAAUUAUAAACAUGCGAAAAUUAAGGGCUUCCCUAUAGUGGGUGGAAACAUGCAUUUUAAUAUUUAUAACUAUACAAAAGAAGUAAAAUAGUGUCAGUCGGUUUUGCCGACAGAUGUAUACCCUCAGCCUA
Messenger RNA from Musca domestica (house fly), 967 nucleotides. RefSeq names its product RNA guanine-N7 methyltransferase activating subunit. Gene Ontology annotation, biological process: RNA 5'-cap (guanine-N7)-methylation. The record is from RefSeq and is a predicted model, not a curated record. Gene Ontology annotation, molecular function: RNA binding. The transcript has a single exon. Lineage: Eukaryota; Metazoa; Arthropoda; Insecta; Diptera; Muscidae. Bases 151 to 594 code for a protein of 147 amino acids.